Molecule: messenger RNA, 5255 nt
Organism: Xiphias gladius (swordfish)
Lineage: Eukaryota; Metazoa; Chordata; Actinopteri; Istiophoriformes; Xiphiidae
Gene: usp1
Product: ubiquitin specific peptidase 1
Exons: 9
Coding region: 430-2898 (822 amino acids)
Biological process (GO): protein deubiquitination
Cellular component (GO): nucleus; cytosol
Molecular function (GO): cysteine-type endopeptidase activity; cysteine-type deubiquitinase activity
Source: RefSeq, a predicted model, not a curated record
UAGGUGCCUUAAUCUAAGCCUGAGACCUAGAAUCUAAGUCUUUCUGGUUAUAUUAUUUCACAGAGGUCUACGCACCUUUACAAGUGUUCCGUAUAAACCUGAAAUACGUUUAGUGUCAGGGGUGACCGUUAGUGUGACGUUUUUGCCGGAUGUUUUGAUAUCGCGCCGGUGUAGUUCGUUUUGCCGGUGUAGUGACCAGUGGGUCUUCCAGCAGGAAAAAGCGCCAACUUCUGCUGCACCGUCCCGAUUGUCAAACGCCUCUGUAAAUGGGUCUACAACUGGAUAUCCCGUGAAAUAUAUUCAAUUUCAAUCCGGGAUGACUCAUUCAGUGAGAGGCGCUGUUGCAUCUCAGUAGGAAAAGAAAAAAAGAGAGAGAGAGUGAGAGAGGAAAAAAAAAAAAACACACCUUCAAGCUGCCAGAAUAUAAAGAUGCCAGGUCUGCAGGGUGAAAAUGUUGUGGCGGCGCUGGGGAGCCCCAUCAAGAAGAGUAAACUGUCUCUGAAGUUCUUCCAGAAGAAAGAAACUAAACGGGCUCUGGACUUCUCUGAACCCCAAGCAGAUGAACCCAAAACAGCGGAACCGGUGGAGCCCGAGGCAAGCAGCUGUGACCAGGUGGUCCCUGGUCCUUCUCAGUGUCCGGCCUCACCUGGUCUUCUCCUGCCAUGUGAGAAGAGAGAGAAUGUAGUGCCAUUUGUGGGGCUCAACAACCUGGGCAACACCUGCUAUUUGAACAGUAUCUUACAGGUUCUCUACCACUGUCCAGGACUCAGAGGAGGCAUAAAGAAACUGUACAACCUCUCUAAAAGAAAAGACAAACCAAAGGAAGAAACUGAUAAAAGUGAAGAGCAGUCAGAAGGUGUAGCUGAGUCCUUGCCGGCACAUAUCGAGCUCCUUGGAAGCUUCAGCAGUCUGAUAACAUCAGUGGAGCAGCUGCAGUCCAGCUUCCUGCUCAGCCCUGACAGCUUCAGUGAAGGAGAGCUCGCCACACCGCCUCGUAAAAUACUACACACCCUCAGGCAACUGAACCCCAUGUAUGAAGGCUAUCUUCAGCAUGAUGCCCAAGAGGUGCUGCAGUGCAUCCUGGGAUAUAUCCAGGAGGCCUGUGACACCAUCAGGAAAGAGCAGGAGCUGGAGACGGAGGAUGAUGAUGUGACAGAAGUCAAAAUUGAGAAUGGUGUCCAUGUGUGCUCCAGCAGCUCUGCAACAGAAUCCAAAACUCCCACAGAAGAGGGCCGCCACGUCAGCGGCAAGAGAAAGAGUGACACUGAGGUUGGAAAUGCCAAGAAGAAGCCAAAAUCUGUCAAGUCCAAGAAAUCUGAUGUGGAGGAAGACAGCAUUAGCAGAAACAAACCCCUCACUCGCUCCAAAAGGAAGUCCUCCAGUGACAUCACCGUGGACAUCAGCCAGAAUAAAGAUGCAGAAGAAGAGGAAGGGAUGAAGAAACUAAAUGAGGAUGAAGGAGGGAGCGACGAUGAGGGGAAAGGUGAGAAGACAUCUAAAGAGGCGGAUGGGAAGAGGAAGAAAAGAGCAAAGCUGAGCUGGUUGAGGCCUUCUGGGAAACAGCCGAGUAUUUUCUCCAAGUUCCGCAGCGUGGGGAAGAUCAGCUCCACGACUGUGAAGAACCAAAACAAGCCAGAGCAGGAGAACGGAAAGGGUGAUGAACAAAGUCAGGACGAGAAGAGCAGUGAUGAGAGAUCACCACAAAACAUGGCUGAGGACAAGACAGCAAUGCAACAUCAAGAGGGCCUGGACCUGAUGGAGCGCUUGUUCCAGGGCCGUCUGGUUCUGAGGACUCGUUGUCUGGAGUGUGAGAGCUUCACGGAGAGGAGAGAGGACUUCCAGGACAUCAGUGUCCCGGUGCUCGAUGACCAACCCGGCAGCCCAGAUGAUCUCUCAGAGGUCUCUCCAGACCCAAAACCGGAGCUGAAGACUCUGAAAUGGGCCAUCGCCCAGUUUGCUUCAGUGGAGCGCAUCGUCGGGGAAGACAAAUACUUCUGUGAGACCUGCCAUCAUUACACAGAGGCUGAGAGAAGUCUGCUGUUUGACAAAACUCCUGAAGUGAUCACCAUUCAUCUGAAGCGCUUCUCUGCCAACAGUUUAGAACUGGACCCGUAUGCAGGCCUCUCUAAAGUGAACACUCCCUUGCAGACUCCUUUGACCUUGUCUCUGGAGGAGUGGUGCACCCGUCCCUCGUCCACUAAAGGCCAACACUAUCAGCUGUUUGCUGUGGUCAUGCACAGUGGCGUCACCAUCAGCAGCGGCCACUACACCGCCUACAUCCGCAUGUCUGAUCUGAAAGAUGUGACGCUCUCGCUGCAGGACGGAAAAGAAACGGAAAAGGAGGAAGAGGAGGAGAAGGAAAGGCAAGAGGGAACACAGGUGAAAGAUGAAGUUCUGGAAUACGAUGACGGAGAGGUGUCUUUCAGCCUGAAUGCAAGGGGACAGAGAGGUGCAAGUUUGGCUAGCAGCAAAACGGGGGGCAAAAAGCUGUCCGAGGGAGGGGUCGGGCUCUUGGGGGGCCAGAGGAGUUUGUCCAGUUAUGAGCUUGGUAACAGCAGCAGCAAACACGCAGAUAAAGCAGCCAGCAGUGGAGCAACAGAGGGAUCUAAACGGAGAAAAACUAUCAACGAUCUGGGCCAAAAUACUGAUGCCGGACUUAAAAAGGAGCCUGAGGCAGGACAGGAGGCAUCAGUGACUUCCUGCGGUGGGGUUGGGGCCACGGAGCAGCAGGCUUUGGACAACCUGCUGGAAUACGAAGGCAAGUGGCUGCUGUUUGAUGACUCUGAGGUGCGCUUGUUUGAGGAGGAGGAUUUCCUGCGAGCCUGCUCUCCGGAGACGUGCUCCUCAUCAACACCUUACCUGCUGUUCUACAGAAGGAUGCCUGAACCUGGACACUAACGUGACCACCAGGACUGCUGUUAACUCAGGGGGUUGUGCCAGUCAGACUUUUUGGCAGCUGAGCGCUGAGAAAAAAAAGACUUGUAUUUUGCAAUACUACAGUGGGCUGCCAUAUUAGAACCUGAACUGAGGUUACUUUUCAGCGCAGAAUCCAUCUGGGGCCGAGACGGUUUACACCUUCUCACGGACUCCGGUGGUCAAAGUCUUAUUAUAGAAAUACCUAGACAAAUGGGGAUAUAAUUUUCUACGUGCCAGGGAUGACAGGGAGACUUUUUUUUUUUUUGUACAGGGUCUUUUUGCUGUCUGUACGAUUAUUUCUUUGAUACUGUCAUUGUCUAUACCAUGUCCUCCUUUUUUUGUUUUUUCAGUCAUUGAGUUUGUAUGGUUACUUUUUACAAAAUGGAAAAAGCACUUUUAAACUAAAAUUUCGGAAAAAUGUCUUUUUUCUAACUAAAAUUUUUUCUAUGCUCUAUUCAAUUGGAUUUACAGCAGACUUUGUCAGUGCAGUGUAAUCAGGCAGAUUACGCAACCUUAAAAGCCAAAUGAAACACACAAAUCCUCUCUAUUCACACACUGAAGCAAUGCAGAAAUUUUCUCAGAAAAACCUUUGCCCACCUCUCAUACCAACCUCUUAGAAAGUUUUUCCUCUGCACAGAUCACUUGUUCUCAAGUUUACACACACAACCAUAAACACAUUUUUGUAUAUUUCAAGCCCGACAUUUAUGCCAUCUAUGCUGGUGAAAACUACAGAGUUGGACUGAUUUACAAGCCACAAUACCGGCAGAUAUAAAACACACCAAAAAUGUUGAGUAUCUAAUAUAUAACAAGCUUUUACAUAGUUUGUCGGUACUGCUAAUACUCAAGUAGUUUAUGGAGGGUGCAGAGUUUCUCACUUAGCUGUCAAGGUGACAAUAAAACUUAAAUAAAAACUUCUGUUUCUUCAGUAAGCUAUCGGGUUUUGAAAGACCGCCUCGUUCAUCUUUUCAUAUCUAAUCUAGCGUGUAACAAAUCAGGUUCGAAAUCUGGGUGUUAUUUAAAGGGUUAGUUCCUUAUAUUCAGUCCAUUACUUCAGCUGUACUUGAGUUUUAUGCGGUGAGGAAAAGGGUCAGAGAUGAGAGGGUUUACAGUAGCGCUGCAACUAAGUUAUUUUCUUAAGUAAUCUGAUAGUCGUUCUGUUUAUAAAAUGCUGAAAAAUUCCCAUUGAAAUUUCCCAAAGCGACAUCUUCAAGUGUCUUGUUUUGUUUCACCAACAGUCCAAAACCCAAAGAUACUCAGUUUACUGUCAUAGAAGACUAAAGAAACCAGAGAAAUUUUAAAAGCUUUUCUUUCUAAAAUGAAUCAAAACAAUUAAUCAUCAAAAUAGUUGCCAAUUAAUUUUACCGUUGAUUGACUAAAUGGUUAAUUGACCAAUCGUCGCAGCUCUAGUUUAAACACAUACAGAGCAAAUCCCCAACCAGUGAGACUCUGAAUCCCACAGCAUAGUAGUGUUUUUGAUUUUGUUUCGUUUUUUCAAGAAAAGGAUAUUAGAAAGUACAAUACAAAACAAGUGAGCAGUGCACACAGACGGAUUUAUAAGGCCUAAACAGGUUUGAAAGAAACCAAAUCCAGAAUCUCAAGUACAACCAAUCUUUUUAAGACACGUCUGAUCGGUAUAGAUUCAAUUACUUGCUAGCAGUUUAUAUUAAUCAUGUGAACUGUAGCUGAGAGCAAACUAACGGCUGAAUUGUCUUUCUUAUUGAGACCUACUAGCCAAAAUGAUGAGGAUGUUCUCCACUAAAAAAAAAAAAGAUGGAGAAAAUUAUGAAAGAUUAAAAAAAUUAAAUUGACAUAAACUCCAUAUUUUGCUCAGUAUGAUGUGUGCUUAAGAAUCUGUCCUGUGAAUGCUCAAUUAUUGACAUUACCGUUGAUUGCAACUUGAAUUUGUUGUGCCCUAAUUCAUUGAUUUCUUAUUGAUAUUCCAUUGCUCUGCGUGUGGAAAAUGGUCAUAAGGUAUCGGGAGUUUGAAAUAUUCAGUAAAGGUGACAUUGUUCAUCUGGGGUUCAGAAAAGUGUCUACAAGUCCAAUCACUGUUUCAGGGAUUGACUCCGUUCUAAUUUAGCUGUGUUCAUGAGUAAUACAUUGUGAGCCAUAUUCAGUUAUUUCACUAUAAAUCAAGUAGUAAAUAUAAAUCAAAUAUAGAACUGGGGAAAGGUUUCCAAGGCCAAGUUUUUGGUAUAGAACAAAAUGCUUUCAGACUUGGUUUAAUGUAACAUUAAACCAGCCCUGAUAAGUGUGUCCCUUAAAAUGUACCUCAUUCCAGCUGUAAUUCUAUUAACGUUGGCAGGUUUUUACUAUAAGCAAUAAAGUUUUUACCUCGA